Molecule: messenger RNA, 4499 nt
Organism: Elgaria multicarinata webbii
Lineage: Eukaryota; Metazoa; Chordata; Lepidosauria; Squamata; Anguidae
Gene: PAN2
Product: poly(A) specific ribonuclease subunit PAN2
Exons: 26
Coding region: 107-3700 (1197 amino acids)
Biological process (GO): mRNA processing; nuclear-transcribed mRNA poly(A) tail shortening
Cellular component (GO): P-body; PAN complex
Molecular function (GO): protein binding; poly(A)-specific ribonuclease activity; nucleic acid binding
Source: RefSeq, a predicted model, not a curated record
UUGGAGAAGAAAUGAGAAGGGUUGGGGUUGCCAUAGUGGCGGUGGAGGGGCAGCGGCGAGAGGAAAGAAACCCGGAAGAGCAAAGGAUUGUGGGUAAACAUCCACCAUGAAUUUUGAAGGCUUAGACCCAGCCCUUGCAGAGUAUGUACCUGCCCUCCAUCCUGCCCUGGAUCCCCACCUCAACCCUAGCCUGCUACAGAAUGUGGAGCUGGAUCCUGACGGGGUGCCAUUGGAGGGCAUCCCUGUGCCUGACUCAGUGCACAUUAUGGAGGGCAUGUACUCUGAGCUCCACACGGUUGUCUCUGAAGUGGGUGUGCCUGUCUCCUUCUCACACUUUGACCUACAUGAAGAAAUGCUCUGGGUUGGAAACCACGGGGGUCAUGCCACCUCUUUCUUUGGCCCAGCCCUGGAACGUUACUCCUCCUUCCAGGUGCACAGCAGUGAUGACAUUCGGCAGAUCCAGAGCCUGGAGAAUGGGGUGCUCUUCCUGACCAAAAACAACCUGAAAUACAUGUCCCGAGGGGGGCUCAUAAUCUUUGAUUACCUCAUGGAUGAGAGUGAGGACAUGCACAGCCUUCUGCUGACUGAUCCCAGCACUUUGCUCGUUGGGGGACUCACCAGCCAUGUAAUAGAGAUAGACCUCAACACAGUGCAAGAAACUCAGAAGUAUACGGUGGAAGUACCUGGAGUCACUAUCAUGAGACAGUCGAACCGUUUCUUCUUCUGUGGCCACACAUCAGGAAAGGUGUCCUUGCGUGACCUCCGCACCUUUGCAGUGGAGCAUGAGUUUGAUGCCUACUCAGGGAGCCUUUCAGAUUUUGACGUCCAUGGCAACCUGCUGGUCACGUGUGGCUUCUCCAGCCGGAUGAACGGACUGGCCUGCGAUCGUUUCCUCAAGGUGUACGACCUGCGCAUGCUGCGAGCCAUCACACCUCUGCAGGUUCACAUUGACCCUCUCUUUCUGAAGUUCAUUCCUACCUACACAUCUCGUCUGGCCAUCAUUUCCCAGACAGGUCAAUGUCAGUUCUGUGAACCCACUGGAUUGGCCAACCCUGCUGACAUUUUCCAUGUCAAUACAGUGGGCCAGCUGAUCAUGAGCUUUGAUGUGUCGGCCAGCAAACAAGCCAUGGUGUUUGGGGACUCAGAGGGCUGUGUCCACCUGUGGGCAGAUUCGCCUGAGAUCACCUUCAAUGCCUACUCCCGGGAGACUGACUUUGCCUUGCCUUGCAUUGUGGAUACCUUACCCCACCUUGACUGGAACCAAGAUCUCAUGCCCUUGUCGCUUAUCCCUGUGCCGCUGACCACUGAGUCACUGUUGUCAGACUGGCCAGCUGCCAGCUCUGUCCCUGCACCCAGAAGAGCCCCACCUGUUGACCCAGAGAUCCUGCGUACCAUGAAGAAAGUUGGUUUCAUUGGCUAUGCUCCAAACCCAAGGACCAAGCUCCGGAAUCAGAUUCCCUAUCGACUGAAGGAGCUUGACAAUGAGUUUGACAAUUUCAGCCAGGUCCCUGAGUCCCCCAUCGGACGGGAAGAGGAGCCACAUAUCUACAUGGUGGCAAAGAAGUACAGGAAGGUAACAAUUAAAUAUUCCAAACUAGGCCUGGAGGACUUUGACUUCAAGCAUUACAACAAGACCCUCUUUGCUGGCCUGGAGCCCCACAUUCCAAAUGCUUACUGCAACUGCAUGAUCCAGGUCCUCUAUUUUUUAGAGCCUGUGCGCUGCUUGGUCCAGAACCAUUUGUGCCAGAAAGAGUUCUGCCUGAGCUGCGAGCUGGGCUUCUUAUUCCACAUGCUGGACUUGUCCAGGGGAGACCCUUGUCAGGGCAGUAACUUCCUGCGUGCCUUCCGCACCAUCCCGGAGGCAGCUGCUUUGGGACUGAUCUUGGCUGAUUCGGAUGAGGCUACAGGAAAAGUGAAUUUAGGCCGGUUGAUUCAGAGUUGGAACCGCUUCAUUCUGACCCAGCUCCAUCAGGAAACUCAAGAGCAAGAGGGCCCUCAGGCGUACCGGGGCAUUGGCAGCAGCAACUUUGGAUCUUCGGGGGACUCCGUCAUUGGGCAGCUUUUCAGCUGUGAAGUGGAGAAUUGCAGCAUGUGUCGCUGUGGCAAAGAGACAGUCCGAGUAUCUUCCACACUCCUUUUUACUCUGUCCUACCCCGAGAGUAAUGGUAUGGCGUUCACAGAUAAAAUCAAGGAUUAUGAAUUCGCUCAGAUCUUAAAGAGAAGCAUCUGUCUGGAGCAGAACACCCAGGCCUGGUGUGAGAACUGCGAGAAAUACCAACCCACGGUCCAGACCCGCAAUAUCCGCUGCCUGCCUGAUGUUUUGGUCAUUAACUGUGAAGUGAACAGCUCCAAGGAGGCGGAAUUCUGGAAGAUGCAGGCAGAGUAUGCCUUUAAGAAGAUGAUGAUGAAGAAGGGUGGCUUGGAGCUCCCCAAGGGUAGAGAAAUACCUCUUGGGGAAUGGAAUGAAUUAGGGAUGGCAGAAGGUGGGCACUCUUACACCUCCAUCGAAGAGUUGAAGAACAUCUGGAUUCCAUAUUCCAUCAAGAUGAAGCUCUCCAAGAACAAAGAGCUGGAGGUUUACAACUGGGAUGAAAGCACGGAGCUGAGCGUGUUGGACGAUCAGGAGUCAACAUACGUCUACGACCUUAUGUCAACCGUUGUGCACAUUCUGGACUCCCGGACUGGGGGCAGCCUGGUGGGACACAUCAAAGUGGGGGAGACUUACCACCAAAGGAAGGAGGGUGUCACACAUCAGCAGUGGUACCUUUUCAAUGACUUUCUCAUUGAGCCCGUGGAUAAGUGUGAGGCUGUGCAAUUUGACAUGAGCUGGAAGGUGCCAGGUAUCCUUUAUUAUGUGCGCAGGAGCCUCCACUCCAAGUACAACUUAAACAUUAAGAACCCCAUCGAAGCCAGCGUGCUGCUCGCUGAGGCCUCCCUCGCCCGCAAACAGCGCAAAUGCCACGCCACUUUCAUCCCGUUGAUGCUGAGUGAGAUGCCCCAGGCUGGAGACCUGGUGGGACUUGAUGCCGAGUUUGUCACCCUCAACGAGGAGGAGGCUGAGCUUCGCAGCGAUGGGACCAAAUCCACCAUCAAGCCCAGCCAGAUGUCGGUGGCCAGGAUCACAUGCGUUAGGGGGCAGGGUCCCAAUGAAGGUGUUCCCUUCAUCGAUGAUUACAUCUCCACGCAAGAACAGGUAGUGGAUUACCUCACUCAGUACUCGGGAAUAAAGCCAGGGGAUCUGGAUGCCAAAAUCUCCUCCAAACACCUCACCACCCUCAAGUCCACCUACCUGAAGCUACGCUUCCUCAUUGAUGUUGGGGUCAAGUUUGUGGGCCACGGAUUGCAGAAAGACUUCCGGGUCAUCAACAUCAUGGUUCCCCGGGACCAGGUCAUUGACACUGUGUACUUGUUCCAUAUGCCCAGGAAGAGGAUGAUCUCGCUGCGCUUCCUUGCCUGGUAUUUUUUGGACCUGAAGAUCCAAGGGGAGACACAUGACAGCAUUGAAGAUGCACGCACAGCCCUCCAGCUGUACAGGAAGUACAUGGAACUGAGCCACGGUGGCUUGGAGCCUGAGGAAUUCCGCAAGGUGCUGAAAGGCCUGUACGAGAAAGGGAGGAAGAUGGACUGGAAGGUGCCUGAGCCUGAUGGCCAAAGCAGCCCCAAGAGUGCUGCUGUGUUCUCAACCGUGCUGUCUCUCUGACCCAAGAGACCUCAUCACAGCCGAUAUCACUUCCGCGCUCUGUUCAGGAGAGGAUUAUCCAAAACGUAUUCCCUGAGAGGUGGAUAUUAUAGAACAUGGAUUAAAAUACGCACGUCUGUGGGAAGGAAAGACACUCCACAUGUUUCUCCAAGGCCAAGGAACUUCUGCUGGGGUGCAUCUGCCCCUGGUUUCCUGAUGAAUCCCAGACCGAAUCUUAAAUAACUAGGAACAAGAGAGUGCACGAUCCGACACCUUUGCAAGCCACAUGGGGGCACAGUUACACUGAAAGAGAUGCUCUUUGGGUUGGGAUGCUGAACAUGUGCACUGCGCAAGGGCGGGAUUGCGCAUCAGGCCCUGCAGUGCACUCCGUGACAGGCUAGUAUACAUUUUAUGCAAAGGUGGUGGGGGGGGGGGCUGCAGCAGAGUGAAACGCUCAGAGAUCUUCCCGUUCUAUAUCCAUCAGUGUUGUUACCAUAGUUGAGCAGGCUGAGCUUGUAGGAGGCACCUAUUUUAUCUUUUGGUCUGCUUUUGCUCCAGAAACAAUCUAGAGCUGGACUCUACUGCCAUGGAGGCUUCAUGGCUUUUUAACUCUUUUGUCCUUUUCUGGAUGUGAAUCAUCGUGCAUCAGUCUCUGAAACAUAAUCAAGCUGUAAAAACAUCGCUAGUGCUUCAGGCAGUCCUUUGCAAUCCUGCCUUUUCUUUGCUUCCUUUGUGUUCGAGUCAUCCUUGAUCCCACAUAAAUAUAAAUGGGAUGUCAUUAUUGUGUAUAUCCCCCUGUUUUAUUUCUACUGAAACUGAG